Molecule: messenger RNA, 3087 nt
Organism: Lepisosteus oculatus (spotted gar)
Lineage: Eukaryota; Metazoa; Chordata; Actinopteri; Semionotiformes; Lepisosteidae
Gene: samd1b
Product: sterile alpha motif domain containing 1b
Biological process (GO): negative regulation of DNA-templated transcription
Cellular component (GO): nucleus
Molecular function (GO): chromatin binding; DNA binding; histone binding
Source: RefSeq, a predicted model, not a curated record
AAAAUAGAAACGGGAGGAAGAAGUAUCAAUGUCCCAGUACCAUCUUAAAACGCUUGCCUUCACUGUUGCACUAGCGCGCUCGAUCUCUGCCAGUCCACCUUAAAUACACAAUGUGGGUAACGCAGGCGUAGAGCAAGGCUUCCGCUUCAUUCCCAGCCGGGCUCGGACCGGAUCGGAGCAGCAGCGUCACUUCGGAGAAGACACAGUAAAGGUACUCGGUGCAACCAAACCGAGCCCAGCCCAGCACCAUGUCCGAGCCGAAGUACCGCGACUGGAUUUUGGAGACUAUUGAUUCAUUGCGCUCAAGAAAAGCUCGACCGGACCUGGAUAGAAUAUGCCGAAUGGUACGGAGGCGACACGGGUCAGACCCGGACCGAACCCGUUUGGAACUGGAGAAACUGAUCCAGGAGCAAACGGUACUGAAAGUUAGCUACAAAGGGUCCAUUUCGUAUCGCAACGCGGCCAAGGUGCAGAGGAAAAGCCGAAAGAAAAUAGACCAAGGCGCUGGCGCUGGUGGCGGCGGUGCCGUGGGGGAUCAGACCAAAAAUGCCGAUCUUAACAACGACGGCGACACCGCUCCCAGUCCCGUAGAAAGAAAGGAUCCCCACGGCAAAGGAGCUGAGGGCUGUGGGGCGAGGCAGUCCGACGACCCCCAGCCCAAAACGGGAGGUAUUAGUGAGAAGGAUGAAGGGGAUUUGGUCCCGAGUAGCGGAAACAGUUGUCUGUGCUGUGGCGCAGCGGCUUGCAAAAGUCAACCUCGCGCUGCUCCCGGCAGCAGCGUGAACGCAAGUGCGUCCAGAGAGAAGAAACCGCAAGAGCCGAGCCGAGAGAAGGGCACGGAUAAUGGAAGCUCUCUCGCUAACAAGACCAGGGGUACCCGCGGGGUGGAAGCAAGCUUGCCUGAACGCGAGUGCUACAACAGUAAUAAACAACGGAGAACUUGCAGCCACCACGGGCACACACAAACGCAUCUCAAACCCAAAUGUAAGGUCGGUCCCGCUCCGAAGGCGAGCCGCAGCAGUUCAGACGAGCCCAACCCAGACCUGGGUGACCGGUUAGUGGCUUCUGUGCGGAGCCUGGCGGAAAGGAGGGGUCCGUGUGCAUCUAGGGGACACACGUCUCUCGGCUUAAAGGAAAUAUUGGGAUUCCUGAGCUCCCACGAGCGGCUGUCUGAGGAGAAGCUCACUCGCAGCAAAGUGAAGGUGGUCCUGGAGAGGGAGGUGGCGAGGGGUCGGCUUCGCAGGACGAGGUUCGGGAACAUCACUCUCCCGGUCAGAGGGGCUGGGGUGAAAUCCACCGCUCGGUUGGCGAAGAGCGCAUUGCAAGGCAGGCAGAGCACGAAGAAGGAGGAAAAAGACACUGAAGGGGCAAUGGAGACAGAUGCCAGUGAGGAGGAGACCCCCCCUGAGCCGGAAGACAAAGGUUCUGCUGAGACUCCAUCCCCUGACCAACAGGACCAAGAGCUGACGGACAUAAGCACUGCAGCUGCAGAGAGGGAGGGAAAAGACACACUGUCAGAGGAGGGCAACACAAAGGGCUUCCUGCCUGACAUUCCGACUGUCGCCUCCCAGGACUCUAUCCUGGAACAGAAGCAAGAAUGCACGUCCUCCAAGGUGAAGGAAUGCUCCUUCCAGAUGGACACUUGCAAAGACAAGGAGAUGGAAGCCGUUCUGCCCAGUGAAAACAAAAUCUCAGAACAGUGCACGCUUGUCAAGGUACUUCCCAUAAGCCAUGUGGACCUUCAACCGUCUUCUUGCAGUGUUCCGGACCUGGUCAAAGAGUGCACUGUUGAAAAAUGUCAGCGUAGCUCCUAUGCAAUUGAAGACAUGCUUCUGGUGCUUCAGGAAAAUACAGAGGCUUCAGAGGAGGUUGUGCCACAGGAGGCGGUGUGUCUGACAGUCCAGGGUGACGUCAAGAAUGGAGAAGAGAAGAUGCAGAUGGAAGAAGUGAUUGUUAUACCCGAAGAGCACGUGCCUGACUCCAGCACAACACAGGUCAGAUUGAUGGAGUGUUCAGAGGGUGUAACAUUAUCAUCUGUACCUGCCCAGAGCCGUUUGGGCUGUAAAAUGGAGGUUGGUGUUGCAUCCUGCCUGCUGACUCCUUCUGCUUCCCCUGGAGAUACAGACACAGCCGAGGAGCGCGUUCUGAACGGAGACCUUUUUGUGAAGUCCGAGAAGCCCGGCAUCGAUCCAAUGGACUGGACAGUCUCCGAUGUGGUCAGCUACUUCACAGCCGCUGGUUUUGGAGAACAGGCAGGAGCUUUCAGGACGCAGGAAAUUGAUGGCAAAUCCCUCCUCCUGAUGCAGCGGAAUGAUGUACUGACAGGCCUGUCCAUCAGACUAGGCCCCGCCCUCAAGAUCUAUGAAUAUCAUGUGAAGGUGCUCCAGAGGACCCACUUCCAGGAUGAUAGCACCAUCUGCUGAUAGAUCUCCACAUCACCCCAUUUUAUGAACUUUUUAAUGAUGUGAAGAAGGUGCUGCUUUUUUCCGUGAUAGGAAUUGUAUGAUCUCAAGAAAAGCAGUAGGCGAUGACGGAGCAGACACCUCAUCCAACCAUGAUUAAGACCCUCGGCUUUGAUUUUAGAGGACGGCCUCUUCAUUCCUGCCUAUGUGUUCCAUUUCAAGACUGUCAUUGCUGAAGCUUUCCAAUUUUUUGCGUUGAAACCAGCGGUGUGGCCUCCCCUGACUUGCUGACACCCAGACCUUUUAACCCAUUUCUUCCUCACAGUGACUCUCUCAUUGACAGCAGGCAAGGGUUCCUUCAAGCUGGACUCUUGACAACACAUUUAUCCAUUUUCAAGGUUACUUUACAGAGGUCACACAUCACUUUUUGUACUAAUGCUGUAUUUUAUAAGGAUUUUUGGAAGUGGUUAUGUCAAAAGAAUCCCCUUCCCUAUUUAUGAAUCCUUUUUUUUGGCAUUGUUAUAAGCUUUUUAAAUUUAAAAUUAAUUUCCCAUAAAAUUCCAGUUUUGAUAACUAUUUGUUGCCAUACGCUUUAAAAACUGAGUUAAUGUUUGUGUAAGUGAUGCUUCUUUAUAACUGUCUAGUGAUGUAUAAGCAAAAUAUAAAGUGUGUGAGCAGCUGCCCA